Messenger RNA from Erigeron canadensis, 796 nucleotides. RefSeq lists its product as uncharacterized. The transcript has a single exon. Bases 91 to 672 code for a protein of 193 amino acids. The record is from RefSeq and is a predicted model, not a curated record. Lineage: Eukaryota; Viridiplantae; Streptophyta; Magnoliopsida; Asterales; Asteraceae.
GACAAAAAAAACACUUCCACAAUCCACACAAACUUUAACCCAAUUUCACACUUUCUCCCAACCCACACUCACUCUUUUCAAAAUCAAACCAUGAGUAAUGAACCGCACACCCACACCCACACCCACCACAAUCAUCAUAGAUCCAAACCAUCGAGUGGUGGCACAAAUCUAGCAUCGUGUAUAGUAGCCACAAUCUUUCUAAUCAUCUUAGCCAUUGCACUAACCAUCACAUAUUUCCUAGUCUUCAAACCAAAACCCCCAAAAAUCUCUGUCGAUUCCGUACAAUUCCCAACUUUCUCAAUCUCAAAUACCAACUCAACUGUAAACUUCACUUUUUUCCAAUUUGUUUCUGUCACAAACCCAAAUAGAGAUUCUUUUACCCACUAUGAUAGUUCACUUCAAUUAGCUUAUGGAAAUGCCCCAGUUGGGUUUAUAUUCAUACCCGCCGGAAAGAUCGAAGGUGGUCGGACACAACAUAUGUCGGCGAAGUUUUCCGUUGCGGAUUUUCCGGUGCCGGAAGUUGGUGGGACCACCAUGGAAGUUGAGACGAAGAUGAAGUUGGUUGGUAGAGUUAGGGUUUUGAAAGUUUUUACACAUAGAGUUGAAAGUGGGGUUAGUUGUGGUGUUAUUAUUCAAGUUAGAACUGGAUCUGUGUUGGGUCUUCAUUGUUAAUUAAGGUUUAAUCUGUUUUUUGUUUUUUGUUAACGUUAAGGUUAAUGUUUUUGUGUUUUAAGUUUGGAAAUGGAAUGUUAAUUGUAAAUAAUGAUUGGAAUGAUAGAUUGGAAUUGGAAGGAAA